UGUCUCCAGUGUGUGCCACAGGGGCCCGGCUGGCACAUGUCCCUGUGCCAUGGCACAUGCCUACCACUGCCACAGGUUUGUCCCCAGCGGCGCUGUGCCUGUGCCAGGAUGGCUUGGGACAAGGCUCUUCCUUACCCGGGGUUUCUGGGAUCUGCUAUUGGCCAAAUCCCGGUUUUCUGGUCCCCUCUGUGUCCUUGCUGACCAGGUCUCUCCUCCAUGCUCUAGAUACAGCCCAUGGCCACGGUACCGGUUCAGAGACAGGAGUGUCACCGUCCCCAUCCAGUUCAGUCACAGCCACCAGCCUGGGGACACCCGAUGUGUCUCCAUCUGGCUCUGACACGGGGACGGCCGAUGUGUCUCCAACCAGCAAAGCAGCAGCAUCUACACCACCUCCUCCCAACCCAGGCACCACAGUGUCCCCAUCCAGCACACCGGCCUCAAUGGUGCUUAAGGCACCUUUUUCCGACACAGCUGCAAUGUCAGAGCCAGCAGCACCAACAUCUUCAUCCCACCCAGCCACAGCAUCGUCUCCCUCUGGGAUAACGGGAUCACCAGGAGCUCUGACAAACCCAUCCAACACAACCACAGCACCGUCUCCAUCCAGGACACCGGGAUUGGUGGAAGCAACGUCUCAAUCCAGCACGGCCAUGGCACCAUCUCCAUCCAGGACACCGGGCUCGGUGGAAGCAACAUCUCCAUCGAGUGUGACCACGGCACCGUCUCCAUCCCCCCCAGCCGUGCCCAGCUCUGCGGCCACAGGACAUCCCCCCAGCUCCACGGCAGCACCAGCCCCAUCCUCACCUGGGUCCUCCAAGCCCCCUCCUGCUCCCAGCUCACCCACAGUGAGCCCCGGUCCCACCAGCACCAGAAUGGCACCAGCCAUGGGCACCAGCGCCGUGGUUGGCAGCUCCGCGCAGCCCCCCACCAAACCCAGCCCUGCCGUGGUCACCAUCAUCUGCCUCUUCAUCUGCCUGCUGGUGGGGGGCGCAGCGGUGCUGCUGGUGCGGCUGUCCCGGCGCAGGACCCCCCGAUUCCAACACUUGGACGAGGUGCCCAUGAGCAACCCAGGUGACCCCCCCGCUGCUCAAUAAAGAAGCUGCUGCCUUGGCUCUGG
This is a messenger RNA of Pezoporus occidentalis (night parrot), 1114 nucleotides long. RefSeq names its product colon, intestine and stomach enriched 1 (gene CIST1). The record is from RefSeq and is a predicted model, not a curated record. The transcript has 3 exons. NCBI's taxonomy places the organism in Eukaryota, Metazoa, Chordata, Aves, Psittaciformes, Psittacidae. Bases 57 to 1091 code for a protein of 344 amino acids.